Messenger RNA from Cheilinus undulatus (humphead wrasse), 597 nucleotides. RefSeq names its product histone H1-like. The record is from RefSeq and is a predicted model, not a curated record. Lineage: Eukaryota; Metazoa; Chordata; Actinopteri; Labriformes; Labridae. Gene Ontology annotation, biological process: nucleosome assembly. Gene Ontology annotation, molecular function: DNA binding; structural constituent of chromatin. Bases 1 to 597 code for a protein of 198 amino acids. The transcript has a single exon. Gene Ontology annotation, cellular component: nucleosome.
AUGGCAGAAGUAGCUCCAGCAGCUCCAGCUCCGGCUGCGGCUCUGGCUCCGGCUCAAGCGGCCAAGAAGAAGAGGAACAAGCCAAAGAGCAAUAGUAAGAGCCUUCCUGGCCUUGGCGAACGCAUCCUGAAAAUUGUAGCCACGUCCAAAGACCGGGGUGGCAUGUCCCUGGCCGCCCUUAAGAAGGGUCUGACUGCGGAAGGUUAUGAUGUGGACAAGAACAAUGCCCGAGUCAAGAGAACCAUCAGGAAUUUGGUGACUAAAGGGGCACUGAUUCAUGUCAAAGGGACUGGAGCCUCUGGCUCCUUCAAAAUAAGCAAGACUGCGGACAAGAAGGCGGAAAAGAAAGCCACGUCUAAAACCAGGAAGUCCGCAGCAAAGAGAGACGCAUCACCUAAGAAGCCCAAGACUGCAGCAGCCAGGAAGUCAACAGCUGCUGAGAAGGCGAGGAAACGCCCAGCAGCGGCUAAGAAAGCAAACAAGGCUUCAAAGAAGAACAACAAGAAGGCGGCUAAAAAGGGCCCCGCGGCCAAGAAAGCCCCCCUUAGGAGGAUUGCUAAACCAAAAUCCAGGAGGGGAGCACCCAGGAAGAAGUGA